Messenger RNA from Belonocnema kinseyi, 942 nucleotides. Its product is annotated as trypsin delta-like. Gene Ontology annotation, molecular function: serine-type endopeptidase activity. Gene Ontology annotation, biological process: proteolysis. The transcript has 4 exons. Lineage: Eukaryota; Metazoa; Arthropoda; Insecta; Hymenoptera; Cynipidae. The record is from RefSeq and is a predicted model, not a curated record. The coding region runs from base 1 to 942 and encodes 313 amino acids.
AUGUUGCUCGCAUCACGGAAUGAACUGGUACGUCCUGGUGAAUUAAGAUCAAUUAAUGUGCCCAUAAUCAGCGAACUGGAGUGUCAAACGUUCUACGAACACAUUGGAUAUACAGAAAUUUGUACUUUUGAUAGAUUUGAACGAAAAGGCGGCAGUUUUGGCGAUUCUGGCGGACCUUUAGCUGUCAAUGGUCGUCUAGCUGAUCUGCAUUCUCGUAAGAAGCGUUUGAUUAAUAAAACGCCAAAUGGAAAUAGAUCAGUUACUAUUCAACAAGUUCCAUACAUCGUAAAAAUUCUAAGAGAUGGAAAACAUUCCUGUGGAGGCAGCAUUUUAUCACCUAAUAAUAUAUUAACUGCUGCUCACUGUGUUCAUGAUCGUGCUAAGGUGUACAGCGUUGUAUCUGGUUCUCACUUUAGAAAUCGUGGAGUGCACCAUGAAAUUAAAAUUACAAUAGUACAUCCAUAUUAUCAAUUUCAUUUGAAUGGGAAUGACCUUGCUAUACUCGUUAUUUCUCCUCCGAUUGAUGUAGUUACUUCACCUAACCGAAAAAUCAAUCUAUAUAAUGGACCUUUACCACCAAAUGCUUUAAGUGGAAUUUUUAGUGGUUGGGGAUGUAACCGGAUAUUUCUGGGCAUUGAAUUAUAUCCUAACCAACUGCGAUCAACGACUCUGCCAAUAAUCAACAAAAGCAAAUGUCAAAGUUACUUCCCAAAACCUUUAGAUAUUGUUUAUAGUACAGAUAUCUGUACAUUUGACAAAGCUGGAAAAAAAGGCCUAUGUCAUGGUGAUUCUGGAGGUCCUUUAGUUUUCAACAAUCAACUAAUUGGAGUCUCCUCUUGGGGUAGUAAAACAUUAGAUCACAAGUAUCCUGAUGUUUUUAUAAAUGUGGCUCAUCCUGUGUAUAGAAAAUGGAUCAUAGCAAACAUUCAACAUGUAUUCUAA